Macrosteles quadrilineatus (aster leafhopper) is the source of this 8265-nucleotide messenger RNA. RefSeq lists its product as uncharacterized. Gene Ontology annotation, cellular component: extrinsic component of cytoplasmic side of plasma membrane. The coding region runs from base 321 to 3293 and encodes 990 amino acids. Gene Ontology annotation, biological process: positive regulation of voltage-gated calcium channel activity; positive regulation of protein localization to plasma membrane; skeletal muscle contraction. The transcript has 23 exons. NCBI's taxonomy places the organism in Eukaryota, Metazoa, Arthropoda, Insecta, Hemiptera, Cicadellidae. Gene Ontology annotation, molecular function: protein binding. The record is from RefSeq and is a predicted model, not a curated record.
UGGCCGGCGCUCGACGUGUCGCGGCGCGGCACCAUGUAGUGGCGUCCUAAGUGGCGAUCGUUGAGUGAAGUGAGUGCUUGUGUUUGGAACUUCAAAACCACCAAGGCAGCUUCUCAGUGACAUUUAGGCCGCUACAGAGGGACUGGCGCGGUGACCUGAGGGCGGGGGCAUCGGGGGCGGCGCCAUGUUGUGCGUCGAAGAAUGUACGUCAUUUACAGUUGUUGUAUUCAUGUUGUAUUGUUACAGGCCGCUACAGAGGGACUGGCGCGGUGACCUGAGGGCGGGGGCAUCGGGGGCGGCGCCAUGUUGUGCGUCGAAGAAUGUACGUCAUUUUCCCUGCCGAAGAUUUAGUGGAAUUGACGUUGUCCCGACCACCGGUAGACCAGAGUCAUCAGAACAGCCGCCGAGGAUCGCCGUCUUGUCCGACACCAGGUGGCCCGCCUUCUCCAAGUAGAUCCCCCAAAAUCCCCCCUAAGCCCAAGAAGGAUAAGAACAGUUCGCAGUCGCAGAAGAAGUUCCUCCAGAAGCAGGAGCAGUACGACAGAAACGUAAAGAUGGCGGCUGCUGGUGAGGGAACACUGAGAGACCUGUCACAUCCUUCUCUCAACGAUCAGUUGAAGAACCACAACGCCGUCACGUUCAAACUCGUCCGAACAGUGUCUGACUUCACACAAGAGCUAUCGCAGAUGUAUGAACAACACGCGGAAGAACUGCAGCUAUUGGUCGCUAACUUUAGGAAGAAAAACGCAGAACUUAGGAAAGAACGUCCGGCCUGUCCCAGUUCACUAUUUCACACCUGGGAGACCCUGCUACAAGAGGUGGAGGUAGACUCCCAGGCUCACAGCGACAUCGCCUCUGUGUUCGGCCGUCAGGUUUCUCGACCCCUCCUAGAGCGAUCCUUCCACCGCAAGGUCCAGGCGAGGAAGGUCUUCGCCCACCGGGAGUCGUUUGAGCUUGUAGUCAACAAAGCUGAAGAGAAACUAGCCAAGGCUCGUCAGGACUACAAGGCGUCGUACCUGGGCCACAUGGCGUCACCCUCCAACACCGCUACCUUGGCCGCCUAUCUCGACGCGCACAAUAACUACGUCACACAGCUUCACGCCACCAACGGCAUGGUCGACACCUACAGCCAAGAGACGCUACCAUUGCUGCUGCAGGAGCUAGAAGAGGUGUACUCGGAUCUGUGCACGACGCUAUCCGACUCACUACAACAGGGAGCUGAAGUUAUAUCCAGCAGGGCGACGGAGCAGUCAAGACGCUACGAAGUUCUGUCCAAUCAGUGCAGAGCAGUUUCCCCCACUACGGAUCUAGCACAUUUCGUGAGGUCCCUAGCUCCCCUACCUCCCCAGGCCCAUCCCUCUCACCGUCUGAGAGUCUUCACUCCCCCUCAACCUCCCCAGCAAGACACUCAGGCCGACCCUUCGAUGGCCGACGGACCACCAAUCAAUGACCUAAACGCACCAGCGCCUCUGAAGAACGAGGUGGUGGUAGAUAGGUUAGCCUCCAUCCAGGUGAGGUCGAGGUACGAGGCUCUGAGAGUGGAGGCGGUGGAGCUGGAGACACAGAUCAAGCAGCUGCAAGACGCCUUGGACACCAUGGUCAGGAUACAGCAGAGGAGUUUGGAGUCUCAGCUGUACAACAAGGUGAACGAGCUACAAGAAGACAUCAGCAUAAAGAGGUUCGACCUGCGGACAGCACAGAUACACCUCGCGGCAGUCAGAGCACAGAAAGAACUGUUUGCGUCCAAACUCGACUCGGCGGAAGGCGCGAGUGGUAGGGACCGGAAAAUGUCUUCGUCCUCGACCGGAAGUAUGAAGUCGAAAUGGUUGAAAGCUUUUAAAAGCUUAAAAACCACGAGUGGUCCGUCCAAUGGAACCUCGCCUAAGGAGGGAGAAAAAAAGAACCAAAUGUACCACGCGGUUUCCACCAUCAUUGCGAUGAGGAAAAACGGAAGAGAUAGUGGACUAAACCUAGGAUUAGAGUCUGCAGCACACCAGUUCCAGGAGUACACUUACAAGAAAAUAACCCCUUGUGACGUGUGCUCUCAAGUUUUAAGAGGACACACAAGACAAGGCUUGAAGUGUAGAGUGUGCAAACUGAAUGUUCAUCUAGACUGUCAGGAAAAGGUUGGGCGUUGUCAAGCCAAAUCCAGGCUGUUACGACGGCAGAAGUCCACAUCAGAGAUUGAAACCAGAGUCACACCUGCGCAGGAGGAAGAAGCUGUUACGCUGGUGGCCAAUAGACCAGGAAGGUCCUCGGUCAGUCCAGCGGGGGUAACCCAGGGGGGCUCCCCCUCCACUCGUAGCGUCACGUGGAAAAACCCCCCUUCCAGGAGUUUAGCUUCUUCAGAACAAGCAUCUCCCGGCGAAGUGGACGCCGUGUACCAGGUGCUCAAACAGGCUACGGAGAUAUCUUCGACUCGUAACCCCCCCGCCCGGCGGGUCCAACAGGGGCCCCCGCUCAUGCUACGGGGCGCCUCCACCCUCACUGUGGGGCCCACCCCCCACGCUUCCAGCUCAGUGAGACACUAUUUAAGAUAUUCAGGUUCGACGAUAUCUGGGACAUACAGCAGUGCCACGACACCAACGGAGCCCCAAAUGAACUCUCCUAUCAUACAGACUGCCCCUCACAGUCCACGGAGGCAGAAGUUGAAUCUCCGCAUGAAAAGUCUGUCUCUUGACUCCCCCGAGAGUAGUGAGGUGGUACAGAGGCGCCGCGGGGGCCCCCCACCAUCAGCAUCGGCCAAUGGGGGCCCUACCUCCAGCCACUCGUCAUCAUCUCGCUUACAAUCUCCGUCCAGUCCAGUCCACAAUCGGAGACUGCUGUCAGCUCGUAAUAUGAGGAUGAGCAGUGUAGAACUACCAGACGACAAUGAGAAAUCAUUAUCAUCAGCAAGUACAUCGCCUUGCCCGUCACCGAAGCCACAUCGUCUGUUGCCGACCAACUUGUACGUCGUGUUAUACAACUUCAAGUCUCGGCAUGCAGAUGAACUUGAUCUCAAAGCCGGUUACAAAGUAACAGUUAUAGACACGUCAGACCAGGAUUGGUGGAAAGGCAAGUGUCUGGGCAGGAUUGGUUACUUUCCCUCCAAAUAUGUGACCAAGCUGGGCGUAGGUGAGAAGCCACUUCAGGUCACGCACAACCUGCAAGUCUCCGAUGGUGACAACGGACUGACGUUACUCAGGGAUCAGAUUGUGAUUCAAAUCGGGGAGGAGCUGGACGGAAUGGUGGUGAUCAGGAACGGAGACAACCGCCAAGGUGUAUGUCCACUCAAGUUUCUACAGGAGGUGUGACAGCGGCACUCCUUGGACAAGGUGCAGUUUGAGGGGCCGACGUUCUACCCUCCGAAACAACCCUCCACGUCUCAGUUCAACUCCUCCACCCUGGUGACGCUGCAGUGUCAACUGAGCAAGGAAGAUGGCUACAUGACAAGAGGAUUCCUCACCAGGAGAAAACUGGCCUCGUACCCACAAGCCAGGCGUGACCAGUACAAGACUGCUCCGGACCUGGUCCGAUCCAGCAUGUCUUGUGACGGGAUACUGUACGGGUCCGAACACGAGGGGAAAGAAAAUAUCUUGGUAAGGGAUAAAGUGAACCAAGCUGACAAAACGCCAGAUGUUCUGAGGUUUGGGAACAACACUAUAAAUGCCGAUAAUCAGAAAAUACUGAGGCGUAAAAGUCUGGCUAGAAAUUUGAUCCCUAUAUCAUCCUCGACAAGACCACUGGGCUUACCGUCUUCGUGCUCCCCAUCGCACUAUCAAAGGAAACUAUCCCGAUUCCGCUACCGUAACAUAAAAAAUAUCACUUCUCUCUCCCGACCUCUAUUGAUUGGUUGAAUCGAUCCGCGACACUCGAUGUGUACUUUGAUAUUUUAACAAGAUUGUGAUCUAAGACAGGUUGAUAAUGUUGCCUUUAACGAAUAAGUUGUUUACACGUUACUGGAUGCUACAUUAAAAUAUAUAGCUCAGUUUUAUUUUUUAUACGACUAUUAAUUUAAUCAAAAUAUACCUAUUGCAGUUCGAUACCUUGAGGAAUUUACUAAAAUAGACUAUUUUACUUCAGAGAAAAUAACUUUAGCCACUUCCAUGAAGUGAUUCAUCGACGCAGUACAUUUUAUAUAUGAAUAUUCCUGCUAAUAUUUUAAAUAUCAAUUUGUUUUUAAUAACAGAAAAGUUAGCAUUUAUUUACUAUAGUUUUAUUGAUUACCUGUAUAGGAUUUAAGUACUUAGAUACAGUUAAAAUGACUAUCUUUAAAGUUUUGAACACAUAAGCGUUUGAUUCCAACUGGUUGCUUUGUAUAAUUCAAUAAUCACAAUGUUCAAACAGGAAUUGAAUACUUUACCUUUGAACUACUUUAAAAAGUGUUUUACACCUACUGCAUUCCAAUAGAACAGCAGGUAAAUUGUACAUUUGAAUUUUUAGGGUAACUUUAAGACAAUUUUGGAUUAAUUAAUAGCUUAUUCAAACGAAAUAGAGAUUUAUACUACUUCAGAGCUCAAUCUUCUCAAUAAGUGGUUACGGUAUAUGAUCAUAAUUAUCUAACUGACUUUGCCUAUCUCUUAUUAUAUACUUAUAAAUAAGAGUAUCAUACUAUUUUUGAAAGAGUGAUUUUUUAUUACGUCAAGUUAGACUUGAAAUUUACAAUAAUUUUUUGGGUCAUAAUUACAAAUUAUUGUCAUAAUAAAACAUCAAAUCUCAAUAAAACGGAAUUUUAUUUUCUUAUUCAGUAAUCUUACUUUCUGCUGCUAACUUAAUAAACUUAAUACUGAAGUAGACACUUAACACUAAUACUUAACACUAAUACCGAAACCCUGGUCUGACAAGCCCACGGGAAUUUUCACGAACGUAUUAUGGCAACACUGUUUACUUGGGAGAUUCCAUUCCCCCAAUACCUUCCCCCCUUUUCCUCCCCUACCAAUUGAUAUACUGUUUGUUCAUUUUGCAUGGGUGCCGUGACCUUGACAGGAUGUCUUUUCAUAACAUGCCCGUCUCAGACGCCCAGCGUUAGUGUAUUUUAAAGCGGGGUCUCACAGGCCGAAGGUUUCGGUUUGUGUGUAUGUAAGCGGGGUCCAUUAUUUUUCAAAUGGGGUCUCACAGACCGGGGGUUUCGGUUAACGUCAGCCUAGGUAGGGUUUCGGUAUUAGUGUUAAAUAAAAUAAAAAAAAAUAAAUUUUGUACUCAAAUAUAACAGUGGAAUGAGCCUGUCAAAUUGCUACUGCUAACUGCUGUAUAAGAAAUAAACAGUAAUUCAUAGCUGAACACAUUGUCAUGUGUCAAUGGUUAAGCUCUUUGCUUUCCAACCAAGCUACAACUCAAAUAGGUAACUGUAACGUUUACUUCACAAUAUUUGAAAGCUUGAAAUUAUAAAAAAUCCACAACAACUGCAUGUUUCAAAAUGUAUCACAAAACUCAAAAUUUAUAACAGAAUGUAUGAAAAGAUUCUCAAUUGACAAUCAGUUUCCAAAAUAAAAUACAAAGUUUGAAUUGCACUCCAACCAAAUUUCAGAUAAGUUAUAAAAUCACCAAACCAUAUUCAAAAAUGGUACAGAUCUUAAAUCGGAGAAACUUGAAAGCACGCAAUGAUGACAACUUAAUGUUAAGAUUGAUUUUUCUCUGUUGUGCAAUACUUGUUGCGUGUCUACAAGAUUAUCUUUGACUGUCAUCUAGUCAAGACCCUUUAGAGUAGAAGAAGACCACACGGUGACAUAGUCUCAGACCAAUUUUAAAUAUUCAUUUGCCAUAAAUAUAUUUGAUUAAAAUCAUCGAAAUAUUAGUUUGAAGUAUAUAACCUAGUAAAGAGAACAGUUUUAAUGUUAUUGAACUUUUGUUCAUCUCUUCAGCACUGUAUAAUAUAAUACCACUAUUUACAAUCAUUUUACAGUUGAUUAUGUUCAGAUGUAUAUUAGGAUUUGAAAGUGUUUUAUAAUGAAAAUAUGUAAGAGCAGAAUAAAAUUUAGUUAGAACCGACUACUCGAUACUUUCAUAAGAGUUUUCAAAGAUUAAAACUGCUUAGUGAUUUGAAUUAAGGUCAGUAUCAUUGAUAAAACUUUAUCAGAGAACAAAACGUCAAUUUUUUAAAAGGCCAAUUCUUUAUGCUACCAAAGUGUGUUUGGAAACAGACAUUAAUUUUGUUUACAGUCGGUAUCAUAAAGAUGAUAUAUCUGUAUAAAACUAUUUAAAUUUUUUUUUCUAAUGAGAAAGAAAUAAGUGAAAUUUAUUUUAUACUAUAAUUAUGUUCAUGUUUACAAAAACCGAGAAGUAAGAUAGAGAGGAAACAUUCAAUGGUACACUUAAGUGGUGUCUAGAGCAAUUCAGUUUAGUAACUUUACUUCAAGAGUAAUACCGCUUUUCCGCUCGAAACUUUUGACUUUAAAACUCGAAUAACAACUUAUUUGGAUGCAAAUCAAAAUCAUACAUUAGACUUGAAUUCCAAACAGUAACUGUUCAUCUUAACAAAACAUUUUCAUUUGAACUGAGACUCUAUGCUUAAGAACAUACAUUAGUUGUAUUGUCCAUACGUAUGUACUUUAUAUUAUAAUGUUCCUUAUUUUGUAAGUUAUUGUAGAGGUUAUUAGAUAAUUUAUCAUCAGAGAUUUGCACAGGUUUACUGAUUACUCUGUAAUAAACAGAGACAUUUGAAGAUGUAAUUGUACUGCACUUUCUCUAUGUUUUAUUGUUACAUAAAGUAUCUAUAUUGCUUGAGAUAUGGUAGUUACUUUACAAGAUAAGAAUAUCCUUGUUCCAAAGUGUGUUUGGUAAUUUACAUUUUACAGACAUUAAUUUCGUUUACAGUCGGUAUCAGAAAGAUGGCAUAUCUGUAUUAAACUAUUUUAAUUUUUUAUGCAAUGAGAAAGAAAUAAGUGAAAUUUAUUUUAUAAUAAUAUGUUCAUGUUUACAAAAACCACAGAGAAGUAAGAUACAGAGGAAACAUUCAAUGGUACACUUAGGUAUGUCUAGUACCAUUUGUGUUGGUUUCUAGAGCAAAUUAUAUUCGUCCUCCUCUUCUGCUUUCCUUUCACCCCUUCCCCAUCACGUACUUACUACAGCUAUCACGCGGUAGGAAGACCCUGUGCGCUUCAACAGCUGUACAAAUAUACUAUUAGGCCAUCACCGUUCGGGCUCUUCCUAGCUCAGUACUAGUACAUUUCUCCCCAACCAUACCAGAGCUAAAAGCGCACAGUUGUCCCAUAAGCUUGUAUCCUCUGAAUUUUACUUCCCUGUGCAAAAACUAAAAAAUUGGUAGCAUUGCCAAAAGAGGGGUUUGGGUUACUACAAACUACAAAAUAUCAUAACCAUAAAAUAAAGUGUUUCCUUAUUUUAAUAACAAAGUUUUAAUACAGUGAACACUUGAAAGUCUGAAUGAGAUUAAAUAAAUCUAAUACUGUAGUGAAAAAAUAUUGUUGGCGAGGCCAAAAUCCACUUGGACAUUGUGGCCACAGGAGUAAGAGUAAGAAAUAGUAUAGAAAAUCUGUAGUAUCACACACUAUUUGAGUACCGUACUUCUUCAUGUGAUGAAACAAAUUGUACAGAAAAAAUGUGAAUAGUGUACUGAACCAAAAACAAUAGUAGUAAAUUUAUCAACAUUUCAUAAUAAAUAUUGCCGCAUUCCUAUCUUAGCUGUAUAAAAUAUUUAAAACCACAAUCAAAUGGCUAACCCUACUAAGGAAAAUUUUUAGUAACAGGGUGGGGAUUAAUAAGGGUUUACUGUCGGUAAACCUGUUUGUAAUGCCUUGACUACAUUUUCAAUGCUCUUUUUACUCAUCAUCCUAAACUUUCUGAGGUAAACCUCCCUAAGUGUAAUUCAUACCCCCAACGGUAUUCCCCUAAAUUCUAUGUACUGUAAUCCCCUUUUAACACAGUUUUGGCAAUGCUUCUGAUACAUAGAGUAACAAUAAUUACCAAAGAACGUUUAAACAAAACAGAAAACCUGAGACAAAACCAAGUUUGACUGUAAAUACUACUUCUCAGCAAUAUAGAAGCUAGUGACAUGAAGGACCCAGAGGUUAUAAAACCUCAGCUUCUUCUGUCACUAGCAUCUCACUACAUGGGAUCAACAGUGUAAUUGUUUAAGAAUGAGCUUUAAUGUCCCUUUUGUGAGGCAAUGAAAUGCAAAUGGUGCACUCAUGUAUUCCAAUAGUUAAACUUACUAGACUAUUGUAAUGUAAAUUAUUUAAAUUGAUCUAUGAAAUUGUUAUUAUUAUUUGAAGUAUCAAAUUAUAAUUACUGUUAGCAAAUGAAAAUAUGGAAUUAAAUGUUUCAGAAUUA